AUGUCUGAUACAAAUUCUCGCAAGCGAUCGAGAUCAAUCGACAGACCAGGAUCUGAUAGCGAGUCUUCCGAUGAUGAUGAUUUCGGCCCAGCCUUGCCUUCUUCAGUGCCGCCUAAAAAGAAGCGCAAGUUGCCGUAUGAGUCCUUGUAUGUUGAUGCUUUGCCUAAAGGGCUGAGAUACUCAAGGUCAUUGAUGCACAAGGAUCAGCUGUCUACUGUGACCGUUGCCCCUCCCCCAGCCGACUUCAUCAUCACAACUUCUGUUGAUGGAGUUGUCAAAUUCUGGAAGAAGGUAGCCGUUGGAAUCGAGUUUGCCAAGGAGUACCGAGCACAUGAAAGUCGAGUAGUAAGCUCAAGCGUGAGCACGGACGGUGGCCUUUUCGCUACAGCAGGCGACAACGACGACAAUACUAUCAAGAUCUUUGAUGUAAUCACCUUCGACCUUUUAUCCAUUCUCAAUCUUGAGCAACCAGCAUCUUGUAUCUGCUGGGUGCACCGAAGGGGUGCAGUACCUAUACUAGCAGCUGGAGUAGGAAAGGCGAUACACCUGUACGACGGUCGAGGCAAUUCACAAACUCCGAUCCACGUGAUCCCUGCUCUUCAUCGUGCACCACUCGUGGCUAUGGCUUAUAAUCCUAGCUUCGAUUGUGCUAUAUCGGCUGAUUCAACUGGUAUGAUCGAAUACUGGCAACCACGAGACAACUACGAAAAGCCGGACAAUGUCUUCAAAUUGAAGUCAACUACAAACCUCUUUGACUUCAAGAAGGCCAAGUCGGCCCCGUCAAACAUUACUGUAUCACCUUCAGGCCACCAAUUCGCAACUAUUUCUUUUCCCGAUAGGAAGGUACGCGUGUUUGACUUUGCUUCUGGCAAGUUAUAUCGCUCUUAUGACGAGUCCAUCGAAACAAUUACUGCGAUGCAACAGGCUGGUACCGCGCUUCAAAAGUUGGAGGAAGUGGAAUUUGGGCGCAGGUUGGCAGUUGAGCGUGAUCUCGACAAUGCAGCUGUCCGGUCCAGAAUCAACGUUGCCUUUGACGAGUCGGGCUAUUUUAUUGCGUACGGAUCUCUACUCGGUGUGAAGGUCAUCAACACUUUGACAAAUCGCGUAUUGAAAGCAUAUGGGAAAGAUGAGCCUUUUCGCGCAUUGAACGUGGCUAUUUACCAAGGUGCGCCGCAGAAAAAGGAGGUGGUGACUAUUUCCAUGGCUGCAAGCUCCAAUCCGCUCCUGAGUGAGGCUGAGGAAAGGGAUCCAAUGCUAUUCGCCACUGGAUAUGGAAAGGUCCGAUUUUAUAUGUUUACCAACGAAGAGGAUAUCAGCAAGUCGACACGAGAUGUCCAAAACGAGAAGCCUCGAGUGAUUGGCGGCAAGAAGAAGGAAGAGAAGCAGGCCCAGAUUGGCACAUCCGCGGUCCUGCACACCAAUUAUGGAGACAUCCAUAUUAGGCUUUUCCCAGAUAAAGCUCCCAAGGCAGUGGAAAACUUCGUUACACAUUCAAGAAAUGGAUACUACAACAACACGAUCUUUCAUCGGAUCAUCCGCAAAUUUAUGAUACAAGGUGGUGAUCCACUGGGCGAUGGGACUGGUGGUGAGAGUAUCUGGGGAAAGGAAUUUGAGGACGAGUUCUCGGAUUUGAAGCACGAUAGGCCUUACACAGUGAGCAUGGCAAAUGCAGGUCCCGGAACAAAUGGGUCCCAGUUUUUCAUCACGACUGAAAAGACACCUUGGCUGGACAAUAAGCACACCAUUUUUGGUCGGGCGUACCAGGGAAUGGAUGUCAUCCAUCAGAUGGAGAAUGCGAAGGUACGGAAAGAAAAGCCCGAGGAGGAUAUCAAGAUAGUCAACAUCUCUAUAAAUUGA
Molecule: messenger RNA, 1857 nt
Organism: Exophiala aquamarina CBS 119918
Lineage: Eukaryota; Fungi; Ascomycota; Eurotiomycetes; Chaetothyriales; Herpotrichiellaceae
Product: peptidylprolyl isomerase
Exons: 1
Coding region: 1-1857 (618 amino acids)
Biological process (GO): protein peptidyl-prolyl isomerization; protein folding
Molecular function (GO): peptidyl-prolyl cis-trans isomerase activity; protein binding
Source: RefSeq, a predicted model, not a curated record